AUAAUAUAUGGAAAAUUUAUAUGUUACAUAAAUCUUACUUUUCUUGUCGUCAAAAAAAAUAUAAAUCCAAUAAAGUGCUGAUUUACCAAACAAGCAAAGACCGUUUUUCAAAAAGAAAAAGAAACCAGAGAGACCACCACAUCAUGAUUGAGUUUCACAAAGAUAGAAAAAAAAAUAUAAAAGAAAAAAAGAUUUAUAGAAAAUAUCAAAAGAAGAGAGACCUCCCUCUAGCUACUCAUCAUUCUUCACCGUACGCUUCUUCUCUCUCUCUCCAGCUAGCUUUCAUAGAUUCCACUGUCACCAUCCUCUCCAAAAGCUAGAAUGCGGAACCCUAGAUUAGCUAGUUAGACCUUCCCAAAGAUCUCUCUCUCUCUACCUCUGAGCUUCAAGUGAUGGGGAACUGUUGCAGAUCUCCCGCCGCUGUAGCUAGAGAAGACGUCAAAUCGAACUACUCCGGCCGCGAUCACCACCGUAAAGUCGCUUCCGGCGGGAAAAAACCAGCGCCGAUUCGAGUCCUGAGCGAUGUCCCCAAGGAGAACAUCGAGGAGCGUUACCUACUCGACCGAGAGCUCGGACGCGGCGAGUUCGGCGUCACGUACCUCUGCAUCGAGAGGUCCACGCGCGACCUCCUCGCCUGCAAGUCGAUCUCGAAGAGGAAGCUGAGGACCGCCGUGGACAUCGAGGAUGUGAAGAGGGAAGUGGCGAUCAUGAAGCAUCUGCCUAAGAGCUCGAGUAUCGUGACUCUCAAGGAGGCGUGCGAGGACGAUAACGCCGUGCAUUUGGUGAUGGAGCUUUGCGAAGGUGGCGAGCUUUUCGAUCGGAUUGUUGCCAGAGGGCAUUACACCGAGCGCGCCGCCGCGGGGGUUACGAAGACGAUUGUGGAGGUGGUGCAGUUAUGCCACAAGCAUGGGGUUAUUCAUAGGGAUUUGAAGCCGGAGAACUUUUUGUUCGCUAACAAGAAGGAGAACUCUCCUCUCAAAGCUAUUGAUUUUGGAUUGUCCAUCUUCUUCAAGCCAGGUGAGAAGUUCUCGGAGAUAGUUGGCAGUCCAUAUUACAUGGCACCUGAAGUGCUUAAGCGGAGCUAUGGACCCGAAAUAGAUAUAUGGAGUGCUGGAGUCAUUCUUUAUAUUCUGCUGUGUGGAGUUCCUCCUUUCUGGGCAGAGUCGGAACAGGGAGUUGCUCAGGCUAUUCUACGCGGGAUAAUUGAUUUUAAGAGGGAACCGUGGCCAAACAUUUCGGAGACUGCUAAGAAUCUUGUCAGACAAAUGUUAGAGCCUGAUCCAAAGCGCAGGCUGACUGCAAAGCAAGUGCUUGAGCACCCGUGGAUUCAAAAUGCCAAGAAAGCUCCAAAUGUUCCUCUUGGAGAUGUUGUGAAGUCCAGAUUAAAGCAGUUUUCAGUGAUGAACAGAUUCAAGAGAAAAGCUUUGAGGGUUAUUGCUGAAUUUUUAUCUUCACAAGAAGUAGAAGACAUCAAAGAAAUGUUCAACAAAAUGGAUACUGACAAAGAUGGUAUUGUUACCAUCGAGGAGUUGAAAGCUGGACUUCGCGAUUUUGGUACACAGCUUGCUGAAUCAGAAGUUCAAAUGCUUAUUGAAGCGGUGGAUACUAAAGGGAAAGGAACACUAGACUAUGGGGAAUUUGUUGCAGUCUCUCUCCACCUGCAAAAGGUAGCAAACGAUGAGCAUCUCCGCAAAGCAUUCUCCUACUUUGACAAGGAUGGAAACGGGUACAUUUUACCCCAAGAGCUUUGUGAAGCCUUAAAGGAAGAUGGAGGGGAUGACUGUGUGGAUGUCGCCAAUGAUAUAUUCCAAGAAGUUGACACAGACAAGGAUGGGAGAAUAAGCUACGAAGAGUUUGCGGCAAUGAUGAAAACAGGAACGGAUUGGAGAAAGGCGUCUCGACAUUACUCGAGAGGGAGAUUCAAUAGCCUAAGCAUCAAGCUAAUGAAGGACGGAUCUUUGAACCUAGGCAACGAAUAGCAGUAAGCCCGCAUUAGAUUUUUAAUAGAAUUUGUCUCUCACGUCACGUCCUCCCUUCACGUCAUGGACUCAGAAUUUAAUCUUUUGUUUUGUUGUAAAUCUUUCGUUUUUUAACUUCUUUUUUUUGGGGUGAUUUAUGCAUCUGUGUUCUUUUUUUUGUAUUGUGUUUGUGUGUUGUUUAGUUUGUUGUGGUAGAAAGGCCAAAGACAUGAGAAUCAAUGUUUUGAUGUGUAGAAGAAAAAACAACGAUCUUUCUUGUAAUGAUGUUGUAAUAUUCUUUUGUUGGCCUUAACCUCUUUAUUGAUAUGAACAAGACAA
Messenger RNA from Brassica rapa (field mustard), 2297 nucleotides. Its product is annotated as calcium-dependent protein kinase 13. Gene Ontology annotation, biological process: protein phosphorylation. The record is from RefSeq and is a predicted model, not a curated record. Lineage: Eukaryota; Viridiplantae; Streptophyta; Magnoliopsida; Brassicales; Brassicaceae. Gene Ontology annotation, molecular function: ATP binding; protein kinase activity; calcium ion binding.